Parascedosporium putredinis is the source of this 801-nucleotide messenger RNA. Lineage: Eukaryota; Fungi; Ascomycota; Sordariomycetes; Microascales; Microascaceae. The record is from the annotation of a GenBank genome assembly.
AUGGCCGAUAUCGACGACGAACUUUUGGCGCUGGCGGGUUCCGAUGAGGAUGAAUCGGGUGAUGAGAGCAGACAAGCCUCCCUGUCUCCCGAGCCUGCGGAUAGGUCGGGAUCUGACAGAGGUUAUGGUAGAAGGGGAUCGGGAUCGAGGAGCGCAAAGAAGGGAAACAGGAGGGCCGACUCUGGGGAUGAUGGAGAGGUAGAGGAGGGUGAAGCUAUCUCUGCGCCUUCCUCUCCCAGCUCACUCAAGUCAGCGCCGAUGGAUGAAUCAGACUCGGAUGCCGAGCCCCAACAAGAUGAUGGCGGGAAUGAUGACGUGGAGGAGAAAUAUCCUAUCGAAGGGUUAUACGUCAGUUUGGCAGAGAAGGCCGAGAUCUCGAAAAUGCGAGAAGUGGAGCGCGAAACGAUUCUUGCGGAGCGUCGAGAAGAGAACCAGCGUUUCAAGCAGAACCGUAUGCUUCGUCAACUCGUUUCCGCGGCAGAAGAGAAGGAAAAGGAACAGCGCCGCAAGCGGUCGGCGGACGAUGCUGAUCUCGACGACCAGCGUAAGCCCUCGAGGCAACGGACUAGGAUCGAUGGCACCAGAGCUGGCGAGACCAGCUCCGGGAUAGAUACCCUUCGACGCGCGCGGGCCGAAAAGAACGACCGUAUGCGCCGACGUGAAGAGGAUCGAGAGCGCCAGCGAGACACCCAGACGCCAAACAAGUCGCGCGAUCGCGACUAUGGGUACGGCUACGGAGAAGAGGAAGAUGACGACCGGGAUGAUCGCCUAAAGCCCUGCGCGAGAAUCGCGCAACGUUGA